Molecule: messenger RNA, 1347 nt
Organism: Chaetomium fimeti
Lineage: Eukaryota; Fungi; Ascomycota; Sordariomycetes; Sordariales; Chaetomiaceae
Exons: 2
Coding region: 498-851 (117 amino acids)
Source: RefSeq, a predicted model, not a curated record
CUGACGAACCCCUGAGGCCCGCUUUUAGUUGGGGGCUCGCUGACUUUUUUGCGGGCUGGCCGCGGCAGCUGCAGCCCUCCCACAUGGGCGUCCCGUCCUGCCCUGGUGUGCGCCAGUCCUCCCGGGCCGUUCUGAGUGGUGCCACCUUCCUGCUUCCUCUCCCGCCCGGCAUCUCCUCUUUGUUCAUCGCCACCACCUUUGCUCCGCUGUUACUCCGCUCAUCUCAUUUCGAAUCGACCGUGUGCUAUCAACGACACAACAAUUGGCUGAACAACAGAACCGACGGGCUGUUCGACAAGCGACAAGUGACAAGCGACAAACGGCAAGUGAUAAGCAACUAUUUGGCAGGGUUUCGGCGACCGUGAGCGGAGCCAGCGAAUUUCCACCCCCGGGCCAAGGUUGCUCUCAACAGGCUUUGUCUUGCUCCGGCGUUUCAAAUCCGACAGCGUCGAAAGCCAGCACGGAAAGUCCGAACGCACGCUCGUAUCAUUGCCAGAAUGCCGACCUCCCUGGAGUCUUCGCGCCCGAUCAUGGCCCCUUCGACCCGCACCUCAGUCCGCUUUUCCACCUACAGCAUGACCGCGCCGUCCAUUACCCCGACGGUCCUCAGCACCGACAGCGUGACGGCCGAGAUCCGCCCCAUCGUCGACGGGCUCGAGCGCCUCAAGAACCCGCGCCUCUCGGACCAGCGCGUGUACCUCAACGAGGAGAAGACCACCAACCUCGCCAAGCUCGCCCUGAGCGCCAAGCUAGAGCGCGCCCUUGACCGCCGCAUGACGAGCCAGGACGCCGUCAUGCGCCCGCGGAAGCCGUCGGUCUUGGAGGUCACCUCGGAGAAGGAGAAGAUCUGAAGCGAAUAUCAUGGCGCUAGGCAGGAACAAUUCGACCGACGGAGGAUAGGAGUGGCGCUAGGCGUCGUGGCUUGGGGCGAGCGAAAUUCCGUUUUGGAAACACGCCGUCCUGCUCUCAACGAACAAUAUACCCCAUCUAGCGUUCUCUGCGCCACGAGUCGGACGACGGAUUGAAGUAUGGGCGGGAAGGGAGAGAAAGUGGGAGGGCUAGUUCAUUAGCUGCAUGGUCGGGUUUUCUGCCUCUGUUUUUUUGUGUUCGUAUCUGGGCAUCAUCAUAUUGGCAUCGUUCUUGUUUAUGGGAGAAAGUCAACCGGGCGUGGGAAUGGGCGUCCAUAGGAGGAUCUAACGAGGCGGCGGGACUACAGAAGAACCAGAUCGAGUGAAGAUGCAACGCCCAGCGGGGGCCGGAGUUUGCGAGGUUGCACGUCGGGUGGAGGCUGUCAUGAGUUGCGUCAAUCAUCUAACCACCGUUCAAACAUUCCCAUUUACGAAUACG